UCGUUUGGUUCGCUCUGCUGUUGCCACCGCCCACGAGUACAACCACAACAACACCGCCAAAGACGAGGGCCAACGAGCCAAUAAAUUUAAAUAAUAUCCCAUCACAACAAAGAAUAAACAACAUCUCACCGAGACAAUAUAAAAACUAAAAUUGCAAAAGCAAUAGCAACUCAGUGGGACAAACAACUGCCGGCUAAAAAAGUGUCAGAAUUUGUGAAAAUUAAUAUUUCACCAGAGAUUUGAGUGCUGCCGAAACAAAAAAUAGAACAAACCAAAAACACUGCUAACAGGACAAACUUUUCGUUCUGGCAAACUUUUAUUUCGUACACACUUUUUUUGGCCCAACGCGAUUUGCUCGCGAAAAUUAUGAAAAAUAUGUGAGAAAUGUGCAAAAUCCUCAAAAUACUCGAGUAAAGGCAAAGAGCAUAGGUCAAGCCCUUAUUCUCCAGUGCGAGAUAUAUUUUGGUCGGUCCCGAAAUCGUGAAUCCCCUGACGUUGCUCUUUCAGUAAGCCCAGAAAAACCACCCACCGCCCAUUUAGUGCCAUGUGUAUGUGAGGAAGAAAAAGCAGUCAAGUUGAGAAUGUGUUGUUUCUGUGUGAGAAGCCGUGUAACGUGCUAAAAUAAGUUAAUUUAUUGCCGGCACAAAAACAACAACAACAAUCACAACACACAAAGACAACAACUGCCGGCAGUCAUAACAUUUGCCUUGCUCACCAGUUACCCAAAGCUUCGGAGUAAACUAUCUGCAGGACUCAGAAAUAGGCCAAAUUCAAUUGACAUUUAUUGGCCAAUAUAUAUUUAUAAGGCCCGAACGAAAGCCAAAGAGGAUCCAUAACAGAAAAAUAACAAAAAUAGGAGGACUCAGCCACUCCACAAAGAUAGAAAAAAGAUAUUUCAAUGCCGACAACGACGAGUUCCUCGGGGAUGAGUAGCCAUCACAUGCAAAUGGCUGACAAGUGGAGAGCGGGAAAGGCAUACGGAUCCCAAGGAUUGCACAGUGGACGUGGCUGCAUCUGCUGGAUAUCCCUGGUACUCCUACUCAUUCUGGUGCCUGAUUUUAUUGUGGCACUCAAGGAUGUGUCGGUAAUGAUACCACAGGCGGUGAAACGUGGCAGCAAUGCGCUGUUCACGUGUAAUUACGAUAUGGAAAACGAUACUCUAUAUUCGGUAAAAUGGUAUAAGGGCAAGCGUGAGUUUUAUCGCUAUACGCCCAAGGAGAAUCCGGCUAUGAAGGUCUUUGCCAUGACAAGUGGUCUCAAUGUCGAGCGCAACCUUUCGAAUCAGAGCCACGUCGUCCUGCAGUCGGUGCCGUUGAAUAUUUCGGGAAAAUUUACAUGCGAAAUAUCCGUGGAGGCGCCCACUUUUCAAACGGCCAUGGUGUCCGGUGAAAUGGAGGUGGUUGAGCUGCCGGAAGAGCACACUGUGGUUACCGGGAUACAGGCACGUUAUCGCAUCGGCGAUUUGGUCGACGGCAAUUGCUCAAUUAAAUACUCGAAACCGGCUGCUAAUUUGACAUGGACUAUUAAUGGUAUUGUGGUACCACCGCAUCACAUAAAGACUUACCAGACAGAGAAGCGGGAGAACAGCACCCUAGAAUCGGUUACGAGUGCCAUACAUUUCAUGGUCACCAAUCAACAUUUUCUCAAGAGCCAGAUGAGGCUCAAGUGCACGGCCAAUAUCUUUGACAUCUUCAAGGAGGAAAUGGAGAGUGUCAUCGAGGAGGACCGGCCCAGGAUAAUGGCCUCAGGCAGAUCGUAUGACAUCAACAAUUAUCCCCUCGAGGAGCAUACGAAUGGUGAAAGGGGCGGCUAUGAGGAUCAUAACGAGUCCUAUUUGACUUACUACUCAGCGGAUAACACGGCAUCGGGCGCUUCGACAGCUGCACAUGAAAUCUUCUGGCGAUUCUGGCCAUCGCAGCUAACAAAGCUUCCCAUCAACAGGCAGUUGGCGGGGGCGUGGCACUGGAUCUGUGGGGGCGGUGAGGCGACUUCUGCUCUUCUUCUGUUGCUGCUACUAGGGCCAUUGGGCCAUCAAAUUAUCAACUGUCAAUACACAAAGCCGCCGAACGGGAAGGUGCAACAGCAAGAGCAGCAACAACAUCCCACUACCAACAUCGAAGUGACAGAUUCAAAGGCGGCAACAUCCGCAUCCGCAUUCGCAUCUAGCGUCAAAUGCUUUUAUAAUUGUCAAAUGGCUAUGGCGAUGCCAACUCAGAAUCGCGACGAUGAUGAUGAUGGUGAUGCGAAUAUUGGCAGCACAAGUGCAACUGCAACACCAAAAGCAAUGGCAACUGCUGAUGUUGCAGAUGUUGUCGCUGGAGGAGUUGCGAGUUGCAGCAUUAAGCGGCUGUCAACGACACUUGUUGGAGGCGGACAGGAGGGUGCAAGAGGCGUGGCCAGUUGGCCGGAUCAACGAUUAUUGAUGACUCGGCGGCGGGAAAAGCGGCAAAAGAAAUCGCAGGCGAUGGAUGCGAUGAUGCAGUCGCGUUGGAGCGCGUGCUGAUGCCGAAUUGAUGAUGAAAUCCAUUUCCGAAAGUAGCUUAAGGUGCUCGCCACCGUUAAAUAUAUAUACAUAUAUAUAUACAAGAAGAAGUAAAAAACAGACCUUUCCCUCUUCCCCCAUGAAUUGUUGAAGGGCAUAAUUAAUAUACAUUCGUACGCAUAUUGAUUGCAUGAGCCAGCUGCAUAAAUCGACCUGGCCGUAGCUCUUAAGUGUUAUACGCAUAAGGACAGGGAGAGUGCAUAAAAGUGGUAUAUUUAAUUGUGGAAAAUUCAGCCAGAAAGUAGAUAAGAAAUCGAUGAAACAAACAGGAAAUGAAUUAAUGUUAAGUCGGGAAAAAUAUGACAUAUGGUGAAACCAAUAAUAUAGCUGAUACCCUGUACGUUGCAUUCACAAAGGAAUAUUAUGCAGAACUGUUACCUUUUUCCUUAUAAGUACACCAAUUUAUAUUAUAAAAAAGUUUCCCUGUUUCCUUUCCUUUAAAUUUAUUUAAAAUUCUCAAAUGUACAGACAAUAAUACCUCUUCUCUGAAAUUUAAAUUCACGACUAAGUUUCUUUAUCUUUAAUUCUUCCUUUUUUUCUACCAAAAUGUUACUGUUAAUGAUGAGAGAUCAAAACAAACUAAAUCGUAAAAGAAAACAGCUCAAUCAGAAGCACAUUAAUAUCAAUACUCGCUGAAAGAGACACACAAAAUGCACAGUUAAUAUUUGGAUUUGCGUACAGGGUGAAAAAUUACAAGUGUUUAGUCAUGGAAAAGUAAAGAGUACUUUAAAUAUUUGUCAUGUACUUUGAACUCUUUGUGUUGUAUAUCAAAGCUAAUCACCAAAAAGCAAAAGAAAAGAGUUACAAAAAUGUGCACAGUGUACAGCAAGCUGAACCUUAGACUGCACUUGAGCUUAGCUUUCGGGUACCGUAGUGCAUUUUAAAGAGUGUUUUUGAAAGCUUAACCAUUGUAAACAACUCAAGCUAAAAAACAGAUAUUAUUAAUGAUUCGUCUUUGGCUUGAAGACACUGCAUUAUUUGAAUGUGUAAAUAUAAAGUUUAAAACAAAAAUCAAAUGUAAUUUUAAAUAACAUCCACUGUACAGAAAGGAACUUUUUACGGUUGUGGAAAUGAAAAGCAAAAUUAAUUAUUGUAGCAAUCAUUUAUUUGUAGAGAGCAGCAAAUACAUAGGACAAGCAAAAAAGAAAAGGAACAUUUAUUUUCAACUCUUAUUUCGGCAAUAUUAAAACUCAAAGAAAACAAACGAUUAUUUCAACAUUUUUGGCCAACAAAAAUCCAGCGGUAAAUAGUUCCUUUACCUUGAAAAUAAAUCAAUGUAAUGAAAUUGGUAUCUAAAAACUAAAUAAAAGAACACGUAUGUAAAGUUAAAAAAAUAAUAAUAUAAAAAUCAAAACAAAUUGCUUUUUGGAAAGUAAUGUUAUAGAAGUUAAAUGAUUUAUAAUAAAAGAAAUUUAAUUAUAUUCAAAAAGUAAAAUGUAAAUAAAAUUAAAGAACAUAAUUGGUGUAAAUGUUGAAAACAAGUAAUACAAAUAUAUAAGCAUAAAAUAAUAAAAUAAUAAAAUGCAUGCGCCUAGAUUUCUAUAAUCAAAUCGUGUUGUGAAAGUCGUCUUCCCUAAGUUAUGCCCAUUACACAAUUGAGAUACUAAAGGGGAGCUUUAAUUUCAAUUUUAAUUUCAAUAUGGUUUCAAUUAUAGCCAUUAAAUGAACAGGAGAUAUAUAAGAAUGUAAAAAAUUAGUUUUAUGUAUAUAGAAAAGUGAAAAUAACAAAUUCGAUGUUACUGAAUAAAUAUUACAGAUAUUAACCAAGAGAUAUAAAAAUAGCAUAAGAGACAGUAAACGUUGCUAGCUGCUAGGGAGACAGAUAAGUCUUAGAUUUAUAAUGAGAAUCAAAAACAGAAGCAAAUGCAUUUUGCAUUAAAUAUAAUAUAUUCAUAUCCCCAUUAAAUAAUCGAAAAUGUGUAAAGACAGAAUAAAUGUAAUAAUAAGCUCUAAAAAAAACAAAAUAGUGAUGUAAAAAUAAACGCAGCGAGGAAAUAAAGUAACCCCCUAUUAAAUAAAGAU
Messenger RNA from Drosophila eugracilis, 4564 nucleotides. RefSeq lists its product as uncharacterized. NCBI's taxonomy places the organism in Eukaryota, Metazoa, Arthropoda, Insecta, Diptera, Drosophilidae. The coding region runs from base 899 to 2503 and encodes 534 amino acids. The record is from RefSeq and is a predicted model, not a curated record. The transcript has 8 exons.